Messenger RNA from Drosophila navojoa, 678 nucleotides. It is a transcript of the gene cpx, whose product is annotated as synaptic transmission protein complexin. Gene Ontology annotation, molecular function: syntaxin binding. Gene Ontology annotation, cellular component: SNARE complex; terminal bouton. The record is from RefSeq and is a predicted model, not a curated record. Lineage: Eukaryota; Metazoa; Arthropoda; Insecta; Diptera; Drosophilidae. Gene Ontology annotation, biological process: synaptic vesicle exocytosis; neurotransmitter transport; regulation of neurotransmitter secretion.
CGCCGUAGAGGCCCGAGUUUUCCAUGUAGGCGACUCAGCCGUGCGACACAGAAGAGUGCGAACAUAGCAUGAACAAACUCUUUCUGUCUGAUGCUCGCUCUUCUUAGAGGAUUUCUUUAAAAACAAAACAAACAACUUUUAAAACUUUGCUUCUAUUUCUACAACAUCGACCACUACAACUACAACUACAACUACAUCUACAACUACAACUACAACUACGACUGUAUCACCAACAGCAACAAUCACACCAUCCAGAGCAACAACACACACGUACAGCAACACACGCAAAUCUAAGCGGAAUAUUUACGGAACAGUAGUUGCGGAGUUGGGUGCAACGAGAACCGUGACUACACCUUUCAAUACCAACAGCAGCAUCCACGCCCACAGAUCCAACAAACAGGUGAUAGCAAGUAAUAAAACACAAUGGCGGCGUUUAUUGCGAAGCAGAUGGUUGGAAACCAAUUAAGUGCUGUUAAAGAUGCUGCAGGCGGAGGUGAUGGCGGCGAUGAUGGUGACGAUAAGGAAAAGGCAGAGGAGGAAGAGAGGGAGCGUCAGGAGGCCAUUCGUGAAGCCGAGGAACGGCGCAAGGAGAAACACCGCAAAAUGGAAGAGGAGCGCGAGAAAAUGAGACAGGACAUACGUGAUAAGGUAAAUAUAUAUACAUAUAUAUAUAUAUAU